AGCGGACACGUUUUCUUUGGUCUCCGGUCCACCACACAUUGAGGUCUUCUUUUUCUUGGGGGGUAUUCCUCAAUGUCUUUCUUGGGUGGCUUACUGUUGUACCACACUAACGGAGAAAUUUGAGGCGUUAAUGGGGGCAAGAAAGCCUUCGAGGUACCGGAGUUCAUGGGAAGCUUCUCCUUUGCUACAAAAAGUGGGUUCCUUAAGGUCUUUAGUAGAGAUCUAAAUCAUAUAUUCCUCCUGCCCUCUCUUUUGAUGGCCUGAAAGCAAAAGGAAUUGGAUUGGGCGCAGAAAUCCCAAUCUACGUAGAGCUUUUGGAGUUCAGGCCCUCAUAUUUGUUCCACACUCAAAGAUUCUUCAAUUGAUAGGAUGAAGAAAAAGAAGAAGCAAAAGGGUUUAAUCAAUAGUGCUGCCAUGAGGACUUGGACCAGUCCUCUUCUUCUUCUUUUCUGUGCAAUUUUGUGCUUCAAUUCGGCGGUUUUGGGCGACACCGACCCAAAUGACAUGGCCAUCCUCGACGAAUUCCGCAAGGGAUUGGACAAUCCAGAGCUCCUGAAAUGGCCGGCCAACAGCACGGACCCCUGCGGCGAGAAGUGGGAACAUGUCUUCUGUGAUGGUUCUCGGGUGUCGCAGAUCCAGGUGGCGAAUCUUGGACUGAGUGGUUCUCUCCCCCAAGAUUUAAAUAAGCUCGAGAUGCUCAGCAAUGUUGGCUUUCAAAGAAACAAUUUCGUUGGAAAAUUGCCAUCUUUCAGCGGGCUGUCCAACUUACAGUAUGCCUAUUUCAGCGGCAAUCAGUUCGACACCAUUCCCUCGGAUUUCUUCGUCGGCCUCACCAAUUUGCAGGUCAUGUCUUUGGAUGAGAACCCUUUGAAUCAGAGCACCGGCUGGAGGGUGCCUCAGGAGUUGGCAAAUUCAGUUCAGCUGAUGAAUCUCACAUUGAUGAAUUGUAGUCUUGUCGGUCGGCUGCCGGACUUCUUGGGGACGUUGUCUAACCUGAAAGUUUUGGAGCUGUCCUACAACAGUCUCUCAGGUGAGAUCCCAGCAAAUUUCGCUGGGUCGAACCUGCAAAUUCUGUGGCUCAACAACCAGAAUGGGCCGGGGUUCAGUGGCUCCAUCAAUGUCAUCGCCUCCAUGACCAUGCUCACCGAUGUUUGGCUUCAUGGGAAUGGCUUCACCGGCCCAAUCCCGACCGAGAUUGGGGCCUGUACUUCGUUGCAGCAGCUGUCGCUCAAUGGCAACCAGCUUGUCGGCCUUAUUCCGGCGAAUCUAACCUCUCUGCCGGAGCUCGGGUCGCUGAAAUUGGAUAACAAUUUUUUCAUGGGCCCUAUUCCAAAUGUGAAAUUCAAUUUCAGUUACUCCCAGAAUUUAUUUUGCCAGUCCACUCCCGGACUUCCUUGCUCACCUGAAGUCACUGCACUUCUGGAGUUCCUCGAAGGUGUGAAUUACCCGCUGAAUCUCGCUAAAUCAUGGUCUGGUAAUGAUCCUUGCUCUGGCUGGUUGGGGAUAUCCUGCUCUGCUAAUAAGGUGUCAGACAUACAUCUGGCUAACUUUCAAUUGGAUGGCACGAUCAGCCCUUCCCUUGGUGAAUUAGAUUCUCUUACCAACAUCAGACUUAAUGGAAACAAUCUUACUGGCACAAUUCCUCAAAACUUAACAAGCUUGAAAUCCCUACAAAUGUUGAAUCUUUCUUCAAACAAUCUCUCUCCUCCUGUUCCAAAGUUCGGUAAUGGUGUGACAGUACUUGUUGAUGGGAAUCCAUUAUUUAAAUCUUCUAAUUCUUCAGGUUCUCCAUCUGGCAAUGGCUCCCCACCGGCUCCCGGUGGUUCAUCUUCCUCUCCUAGUGGUGGGGGAUCUGGAUCUACUACUGGCUCAAAAAAUUCAAAGAAGGUGAAUGUUCUGAUAAUUGCUGUCCCAAUUGGAGUUGGUGUUUCGGUCGUAGGACUAGUCUCUCUACUUUUGUUCUGCCGUCGGAAGAGGAAAAAGAGUGCUUUUACAGUACCGAAUUCAAUUGUUAUCCACCCUAGAGACCCAUCUGAUGUUGACAACAUGGUCAAGAUUGUGGUUGCAAAUAAUGCCAGCAACAGCAUAGCUGGUAGUGAUCUUCAGAGUGGAGAGGAUGGUGGUGUGAGCAAACUUAAUGUGUUCGAAGGAGGGAACUUUGUAAUAUCAGUGCAAGUUCUUCGUAAUGCAACUCGAAAUUUUGCCCCAGAAAAUGUGGUUGGAAAGGGUGGAUUUGGGGUAGUUUACAAAGGAGAACUGCAUGAUGGAACGAUGAUAGCAGUUAAGAGGAUGGAGGCUGCUGUUUUGAGUAACAAGGCUUUAGAUGAAUUCCAGGCAGAAAUUGCAGUUCUUACGAAGGUCCGGCACCGUAAUUUAGUAUCCAUAUUGGGUUAUUGUGUGGAAGGCAAUGAGAGGCUUCUAGUUUAUGAGUACAUGCCACAAGGAGCUUUGAGCCAGCAUCUUUUUCAGUGGAAGCAGCACAAUUUGGAGCCAUUGUCUUGGAAAAAGAGGCUUAAUAUUGCACUGGAUGUUGCACGUGGGAUGGAGUAUCUUCAUAGCUUGGCUCAUCAGUGCUUCAUCCACAGAGACCUUAAGUCAUCAAAUAUACUCCUUAGUGAUGACUACAGGGCAAAAGUUGCUGAUUUUGGGCUUGUUAAGCUUGCACCUGAUGGAAAGAAUUCUGUAGCGACUAGGCUUGCAGGAACAUUUGGAUAUCUAGCUCCUGAAUAUGCUGUGACUGGAAAAAUCACAACAAAGGCUGAUGUAUUCAGUUUUGGAGUGGUGCUAAUGGAGCUAGUGACUGGUUUAGCAGCGCUUGAUGAGGGUCGGCCUGAGGAAAGCCGUUAUCUAGCAUCUUGGUUUUGUUACAUGAAAACUACUAAGGAAAAGCUCAAGGAUGCCGUUGACCCAUCGCUUGAUGUCACGGAUGAGGCCUUUGAAAGUAUAUCCAUCAUUGCAGAACUUGCAGGCCAUUGUGUUGCACGAGAACCUCACCAACGGCCUGACAUGGGCUAUGCAGUAAAUGUGCUCGCCCCACUGGUUGACAAAUGGAGGCCCAUGAAAGAUGAUCAAGAAGAAUGUUUGGGCAUUGACUUACGCCAACCCCUCCUUCAAAUGGUAAAAGGAUGGCAAGCUGCUGAUGGCACCACAGAUGCCAGUUCAGUGAGCCUUGAUGACAGUAAGGGAAGCAUUCCGGCCAGGCCUGCUGGAUUUGCGGAGUCCUUCACUUCUGCAGAUGGCCGGUGAAUAAGUUUAGUACGUGUCAUUUGCUUGUUUUCUAAUUUUCAUUGUAGCAAAUCCUUCUUAUCUUAAUUUUCAAUCCAUAUAGAUAGAGAUAUUUGAGAGGUUUCAUGUUUGUGUCAAAGUUUGUGUUUUUUCAGUCUGUUAUGUAAUUGUUAAUGGUGGAUGAAGCUAGAUGUCUCUUGCUAAUGCUAUCCUAUAUCCAAUAUGUGUGUUCAGUGGUGGAUGGAAGUCCUCUUCUGUUUGGUUUGUUUCUCUGAAAAUGGUGUAAAUAGAAAGAGAGAUCAUAAACUUUUGCUGCCU
Elaeis guineensis (African oil palm) is the source of this 3543-nucleotide messenger RNA. RefSeq names its product receptor-like kinase TMK4. The record is from RefSeq and is a predicted model, not a curated record. Lineage: Eukaryota; Viridiplantae; Streptophyta; Magnoliopsida; Arecales; Arecaceae. Gene Ontology annotation, molecular function: ATP binding; protein kinase activity; protein binding. Gene Ontology annotation, biological process: protein phosphorylation.